UCCGGAAGUACUUUCCAGGACCUAUCAGGAAGAGGUCCCGGGCGCGGACGCCGGCGGGUGUCAUUAUGGCGGCCCGCAUUGGCUCUAUGGCGGGCUUGCUCUGUGUCCGCUGGUGGAGAACCGCGCAGCUCGCAGCCAGAGGAGAGCCGCUAGUUGCCUGUCGGCGAUGGGCGGGCUCCUCGGCAGACACCGUGUACGAUGUGGUGGUGUCAGGAGGAGGCAUGGUGGGCUCUGCCAUGGCUUGCGCCUUGGGACAUGAUAUUCACUUUCAUGACAAGAAAAUCCUGUUGCUGGAAGCGGGUCCAAAGAAAGCCCUGGAGAAAUUGUCAGAGACUUACAGCAACAGAGUCAGCUCCAUAUCCCCUGGUUCCACAACACUUCUCAGUAGUUUUGGUGCAUGGGACCACAUCUGCAAUAUGCGUUGCAAAGCCUUCCGGCGGAUGCAGGUGUGGGACUCCUGCUCAGAGGCUUUGAUAAUGUUCGACAGGGACAACCUAGAUGACAUGGGCUAUAUAGUGGAAAAUGACGUCAUCAUGAAUGCCCUCACCAAACAGCUGGAAGCUGUGGCAGAUCGAGUGAAGGUUCUUUAUGAGAGCAAAGCUGUUGGCUAUUCCUGGCCUGGUCCAUUUUCCAUGGCAGACUCCAGCCCUUGGGUCCAUAUUACCCUAGGUGAUGGCAGUACCCUCCAGACCAAACUAUUGCAUCUUGUCUCCAUGCAGAUUGGUGCUGAUGGGUACAAGUCAGGAGUGAGGCAAGCUGCUGGGAUCCAGAAUGUCAGCUGGAACUACGACCAGUCUGCUGUGGUGGCCACUCUCCACUUAUCAGAGGUCACAGAAAACAAUGUAGCCUGGCAGAGAUUUCUUCCCUCUGGGCCUAUUGCUCUGCUCCCGCUCUCAGAUACCUUGAGUUCCUUGGUUUGGUGCACAUCUCAUGAGCAUGCAGCAGAGCUGGUCAGCAUGGAUGAGGAAGAAUUCGUGGAUGCCAUCAACUCUGCCUUUUGGAGUGAUGUUCACCACACAGACUUUGUUGACUCGGCCAGCGCCAUGAUACGCCAUGCUGUCGCCCUUCUGAAGCCCACUAAGGUCUCAGCCCGUCAGCUGCCCCCAAGUAUAGCCAAGGUGGAUGCUAAGAGCAGAGCCCUCUUUCCUCUGGGGCUGGGACAUGCUGCUGAGUACGUCCGGCCUCGGGUGGCCCUCAUCGGUGAUGCAGCCCACAGAGUCCAUCCGCUUGCGGGACAAGGUGUCAACAUGGGCUUCGGGGAUAUUUCUAGCUUGGUUCAUCAUCUCAGUACAGCAGCCUUCAAUGGAAAGGACUUAGGCUCCAUGAGCCACCUCACAAGUUAUGAAACAGACAGACAGCGUCAUAAUACUGCUCUUCUGGCUGCUACUGACCUAUUGAAAAGGCUCUACUCUACCAGUGCCACUCCGCUCGUGUUGCUCAGGACAUGGGGCUUACAGGCAACUAAUGCAGUGUCUCCGCUCAAAGAACAGAUUAUGGCCUUUGCGAGCAAAUGAGUGCUCCUCUUCUGGAGACCAUGAGGAUGAUUAAAGAACACCUAGCCCUGGGACCUUCCCAAUAUGGUUUAAUAAAUUUACACCAGAA
Mastomys coucha (southern multimammate mouse) is the source of this 1602-nucleotide messenger RNA. It is a transcript of the gene Coq6, whose product is annotated as coenzyme Q6, monooxygenase. Gene Ontology annotation, biological process: ubiquinone biosynthetic process. The coding region runs from base 66 to 1514 and encodes 482 amino acids. Gene Ontology annotation, molecular function: 2-octaprenyl-6-methoxyphenol hydroxylase activity; oxidoreductase activity, acting on paired donors, with incorporation or reduction of molecular oxygen, NAD(P)H as one donor, and incorporation of one atom of oxygen; FAD binding. The transcript has 12 exons. NCBI's taxonomy places the organism in Eukaryota, Metazoa, Chordata, Mammalia, Rodentia, Muridae. Gene Ontology annotation, cellular component: mitochondrion. The record is from RefSeq and is a predicted model, not a curated record.